Molecule: messenger RNA, 393 nt
Organism: Fusarium keratoplasticum
Lineage: Eukaryota; Fungi; Ascomycota; Sordariomycetes; Hypocreales; Nectriaceae
Exons: 1
Coding region: 1-393 (130 amino acids)
Source: RefSeq, a predicted model, not a curated record
AUGGAUCCAUUCAGAAAGUUACCUCAGGACCUUCGCUUCAACCUCCUCGUCUCACUAGACAGCCUUGCAGAAGUUGUGGUGGUUGCCCAGGCAUCCCGAGCUCUUCUCGAGCAGCUUCGGGAGUCCAGGGCGUCAAUCGUACGCCGACACGUCCUCAGAGAUGGCGAUCUCAAAGGAGACGUCUUACAAGAUGCCUUGGCCAUUCUCAAAUUCCCAAGGCCAGAUGCUACAGCGACCACUGUCGAUGCACAGCAAAGAGUGGCUGCCAUCGAGGGCCACCUUCGCAAAUGGGGCGCCAAAGCAUUUUCGGAUCCCUUUCAUCCAGAUACCCGCGACACUCCUACAAUGCUCGACCUGCAUACCUUGUGUCGCAAGAUGUGGCUCUACAUUUGA